CACUAGAGGCGGGCCAAAGACCAGCGCAAGCGCAGGGCGUUGCGAAUCUCGGGACCCCUGUGGGAGAGACUAUGGCGCUCAACAAGAAUCACUCAGAGGGCGGCGGAGUGAUCGUCAACAACACUGAGAGCAUCUUAAUGUCCUAUGAUCAUGUGGAACUUACAUUCAAUGACAUGAAGAAUGUACCAGAGGCCUUCAAAGGGACCAAGAAAGGCACCGUCUACCUAACUCCAUACCGGGUCAUCUUUCUGUCCAAGGGCAAGGACGCCAUGCGGUCCUUCAUGAUGCCCUUCUACCUGAUGAAGGACUGUGAGGUCAAGCAGCCAGUGUUUGGUGCCAACUUCAUUAAGGGGACAGUGAAAGCUGAAGCAGGAGGUGGUUGGGAAGGCUCUGCCUCCUACAAGCUGACCUUCACAGCAGGGGGUGCCAUUGAGUUUGGGCAGCGGAUGCUCCAGGUGGCAUCUCAAGCCUCCAGAGGUGAAGUCCCCAAUGGAGCCUAUGGGUACCCUUACAUGCCCAGCGGGGCCUAUGUCUUUCCCCCACCAGUCGCCAAUGGAAUGUACCCCUGCCCUCCUGGCUACCCCUAUCCACCGCCCCCACCCGCAGAGUUCUACCCUGGGCCUCCUAUGAUGGACGGGGCCAUGGGAUAUGUACAGCCCCCACCACCACCCUAUCCUGGGCCCAUGGAGCCUCCCGUCGUCAGCGGCCCCAGUGCCCCCCCUACUCCUGCAGCUGAGGCCAAGGCUGCAGAAGCCGCUGCCAGCGCCUAUUACAACCCGGGCAACCCACACAAUGUCUACAUGCCCACGAGCCAGCCACCACCACCACCCUACUACCCCCCAGAAGACAAGAAGACCCAGUAGACCCUGCCCACCUCCUGCCUCUUACCUGAAGACCCCUUCCUGGGCCUCCCAUGGAGCUGCAUCUGGGAUUCCAGGAGGCCAGGGAAGGCCCUGUUCUUCCCCAGGCCUAAGUAUAAAGUUAGCCGGAGCUAGCCCUGAUAGAAAGGUGGAACUCCUGGCCUCUGAGAGGCAUGUCCCAGCUUCCCACCCUAGCUCAGCUCACAGCGCUGUUCUACCCAGCCUCCCUUUAACCAUCUCUGGAGCUCACAGAAGCACGGGGUAACCCCUUGUUCCUCAUGAUAGUGGACACACACAUACACACACACACACACACACACACACACACACACACACACACACACAGAGGGACUCUCUGGCCACUCCUCUACUGCUGUCCAGCCCCUUGAGCCUGGUGACCAUUGUUCUUCAUCUCUUGGGCUCAUAAGACCAGCCGUGUCUCCCACAGGCCCUGCCCAGUCAUGUUCACAUUCCUUCCCCUUCCUUCCCCCCUGGCGUGUGCCUGGCCCUGGAAGGCCGCUGUCCCAGCAGUCACACUCAUCCGCCUCCCUUGUUCUUUCUGUUGCUUCCAGGGAUUUUACCCGGAGCUUCCAGUGGCUGGCAUCAGAAGCAAAGCCACUGUGGCAGAGAGGAAGCCCCUCUGCCCCUCUGCCCCUCUGCCCCUCUGCCCCUCUGCUAGUGUUUCUGGGGAUUAUUCACUCUCCUUUUCCCUUCACAAGGGCCUUCUCUGCAGGGGCGAUAGAGAAUGCAUGUCUGCCCCAUUGGGCCUUUUGGUCUGGGAUUCCUCCAACCACAUGACCUAUACCCCGAGCCCGCCUCUCCGUGCGCUUCGCCCCCUGGAUGCACUAAGAGUUGCUCUCGUUUGUUCCUGGUCUGGAUGCAAAACAAGGAGAUGGUUAUUUAAAGAGAAUUCCUAUUUAUUUGACCCAAAAAGUCCAGUUAAUAUAUUAAUGUGAAAUAAACCCUGUUUGCACCUUGAUUUGUUUGCUACAACUGUGAAAUAGUAAAAAAAAAUGAAGUGACUGGAUGCUC
Messenger RNA from Rattus rattus (black rat), 1892 nucleotides. It is a transcript of the gene Wbp2, whose product is annotated as WW domain binding protein 2. Lineage: Eukaryota; Metazoa; Chordata; Mammalia; Rodentia; Muridae. The record is from RefSeq and is a predicted model, not a curated record. Gene Ontology annotation, biological process: positive regulation of DNA-templated transcription. Gene Ontology annotation, molecular function: transcription coactivator activity; chromatin DNA binding. The coding region runs from base 72 to 863 and encodes 263 amino acids. Gene Ontology annotation, cellular component: nucleus. The transcript has 8 exons.